AUGAUUAAUUACGGAGAAAAGAAAAACAUUAUUGAGAGUCAAAAAGAGAACGGAACGACUAAUUUAUGUAAAAACGGAGUAUUCGAAAGGGUGACAGAUAUAAACGAAUCAGAUAUUUACGAAUCAAAUGAUGAUAACACAAAAAAUAAAGGGGUGUGGUAUAAUGCUAGAACGAAAUGUUGGUUAGCGUGUGUGAAAGGAAGUGGAAGACACCUCCGAGUAUUUUCAGUAAAAAAACAUGGAUUCAAAAAGGCUAAAAUGUUAGCCGUAGAAUGCAAAAAUGCAACCUAUUACAAUUAUAGCAAUAGCGUUAAUAAUAGCGCAAGCAAUAGUAUUAACAAUAGCAUAAACAACAGCGUGAAUAACAGCGUGAAUAACAGCGUGAAUAACAGCGUGAACAACAGCGUGAACAACAGUUUGGAUAAUAGCAAUAAUGGAAAUGUCGAAGAGAAACAUAAGCAAAGAAAUUAUGUUUCGAGUGAAUUAAAAAUUGAAAGUAACAGCAAUGGAAAUGAUUAUAUAAAUAAUGCAUAUAUGAACGAUCUUAAUUACAAGAAUAAUAAGAAAUCUUUUGAAGAGAAAAUAGAAGCAGAUACAUGCGUUAAUAGUAAAAAUGUAGUUAAUGUGAAUUACCCGCAAUAUACGGUUGUUAUGAAUAAUGAUAAAUUAAAUAUGAACGGAAUAUAUGAAACAACAAAUAGAAAGAGAAGAUAUAACACACGAAGGGGGAACUGUAAGUAUUACCCGGAUAUAGAAAAGGAAAAUGAAAAAUGUAACAAUAACAACAAAAUUUAUUAUAAAACUGGUAAUAAUAAUAUCAAUGGUAAUAAUAAUAUCAAUGGCAAUAACGACGCAAUUACAAAUCAUAAUGAUAAUGGCAUUUAUAAUUAUAAUAACAGUCGAAGCAGCCGUAAUAAUAAGAACACGAAUGGUAGAAUAAAUAAUAAUAUAAAUAAUGAUAUAUAUAAGAUCCUAAAAGACGAAACAGAUAAUCUUGCAUACCCCGAAAUUUCUUACGAAAAGAACGAUAAAUACACACAUGAAUUGAAUAAUAAUUAUAUAGAUAAUAAAAACAAAAAAAAGAAAGCUAAAGAUAAAUUUAGUUACCUUGUAAAACAUGACAAGAAUUUGUAUAAUAUUAAUAAUAAUAAUAGUAAUAAUAAUAAUAAUGAUAAUAAUAAUAAUAAUAAUAAUACUACUACUAAUAAUAAUAAUUAUAAUAAUUAUAAUAAUAAUUAUAAUUAUAAUAAUAAUAAUUAUAAUAAUAAUAAUUAUAAUAAUAAUAAUAAUAAUAAUAAGAGUAAUAAUAAUAGUAAUAAUAAUAAUAGUAAUAACUAUAAUAAUAGUAAUAGUAAUAACUAUAAUAAUAGUAAUAGUAAUAACUAUAAUAAUAGUAAUAGUAAUAAUAAUAAUAAUAAUAAUAAUAAUAAUAAUAAUAAUAAUAGUAAUAACUAUAAUAAUAGUAAUAACUAUAAUAAUAGUAAUAGUAAUAAUAAUAAUAAUAAUAAUUAUAAUAAUAAUAAUGGUAAUAACAGCUAUGGCACCCAUAACACGCACCACGAUGGGAAUUACUGUAAUGGUGGAAGCCAUAGCUACGAUGGAAAUGCAUAUAAUGAUAGAAAUAACAGCUACGAGAAAUUCCAAAACAACCAUAGCAGUUGCAUAAUAACUGACAAAGAUUUUCAAAUGGAUUCCCCUGAACAAACAAAUGAAGAUAUAAUUUAUAUAAAACCCCUCAUUUAUGAUUACAAUGAAAAUGCAAACAAAGGAAAAAAUAAUAAAUACAAUAACGAUAAUGAUUGUAAUUUUAUUUUUUCAAAUGAUUAUUAUUCAGAUUACUGUUACCAAAAUAAAGAAGAAUAUAAAGCAAAUUUUAUAGAUUUAACUAGAGAAGCGUUAGCAUUAAUUUUACAAGACUUAAAAAAAAAUGUUAUUCCAAAAAUACCUGUUGGUAUAGAAAAGAGAGAAAGAUAUUCCAAUUCUUUACGCUUAUGUUUAAAAAGUGCAAAAUUUACAAAACACAUUAAUGAAUUAGAGCCUUAUCUCGAGUUAUUCAGCGAAUGUAUUAAGAAUAGCAAAUUGCCAAGCCACAUGGAAUUAAAGGAUCAGUUGUUUUACUUAGAUAAGUUGUAA
Molecule: messenger RNA, 2133 nt
Organism: Plasmodium malariae
Lineage: Eukaryota; Apicomplexa; Aconoidasida; Haemosporida; Plasmodiidae
Product: transcription factor with AP2 domain(s), putative
Exons: 2
Coding region: 1-2133 (710 amino acids)
Biological process (GO): regulation of DNA-templated transcription
Molecular function (GO): DNA-binding transcription factor activity
Source: RefSeq, a predicted model, not a curated record